AUGGGUCAGACUCCGAAUACUCUGAGGUACAGCCAGCUCGGCCAGGCAGAUACUGCUACGGUUACUGCGCCAUCGAGUAUGCGCAGCGCGGGGCCGCACAACAUCACGACAGCCAUGUCACCAGCCCAUGCCCAUGGUUGCCUCGAUCUCGAUGCCUACUCGAAUAGUACAAAUACAAAUGAAGCGACGCGCGCAGCGGAAUAUACGCUUGCUCCUAGACGACUUGUACCAAACAGCGCUAAUCUGAAUGUGGCCAAGCGCUCGGCAUCGGUGAUUCCAGAUUUUUCAGGCAACGACAUCUUUGAAAGUAAUCGCAACCCAAGCCAGAACCACGCGCAACAGCAGGGACAAUAUUACGAGUCCUCUCGCCACAACAAUAAGCCACAAUACCCUCGGUCGCCUGCUACUGCUACCUUGACUCCACUAUCGGCUUCUACCUCCCCAUACUACGACUAUCCUUCCGUUGACGCCAUGUCGCUCUCCUACGAGCCUUCUCGGACUCUAGCAACCUACCCAGCGAUGAUGCAGCACGAGCAGCCUCAAGAACAAGAUGAAAACAACUUCCAGCAUCACCAGUAUCCACCGCCUUCUCCGCUAUCCGAACAUCCUUACCACACCCAAGGCGUCGUCGACCCAACCACUGGAAUAAACAUGGAUAUGCCAGAAUUGCUACAGAAAGAAGACUCUGACGCGCCGAGCCCCGGCCGAUCAAGACCGAUUCCCAAGCCCGAUAGAGAGGUGACAAAAGGACAGGAUGGUCGGUUUAUUUGCACAUGGGCGGCAUGUACUGAAGAUGCAAAGUCGUUCAGCAGAAAGUGCGAAUGGGCCAAGCAUAUGGACAAGCACGAUCGACCUUAUAAAUGUCCUGCUGAUGGUUGUGAAAAGCUACCAGGUUUUACUUACUCGGGGGGUCUCCUUCGGCAUCAACGAGAAGUCCAUAAUCUCCAUGGCGGUCCAAGAAAACAACUCAACUGCCCACACCCGAAUUGCAAGCGACAUAGUGGCAAGGGCUUUUCGCGCCAGGAGAACUUGAACGAACAUUUGCGCCGGGUACAUACAGAUGCAGGCCAGUUAGAGAAUGUGGCAGAUGACACCGAGGAUGAUGGAAGCGAGCGAGCUGGGAUGAAAAGGAAGAGAGGCCCUGGACAAAGCGACGGCGUUGCAGAAAUGCGGGCAGAGGUGGCGAGGUUAGGUGCAGAGGCGGCGACAUUAAGAGCUGAGAACGACGAAUUACGAAGAAAUGCAGACUCGCAGCAGCAGUCAACGGCCGAAUUGAUGCGGCAACUUAACAAUUUGCAGACUAUUGUCGGCCAAAGGAUGGGACAGGCUCAAGCUCCACAAGCUAUGAUGUAA
Lachnellula hyalina is the source of this 1353-nucleotide messenger RNA. It is a transcript of the gene ACE2, whose product is annotated as Cell wall transcription factor. The record is from RefSeq and is a predicted model, not a curated record. The coding region runs from base 1 to 1353 and encodes 450 amino acids. Gene Ontology annotation, cellular component: nucleus. Lineage: Eukaryota; Fungi; Ascomycota; Leotiomycetes; Helotiales; Lachnaceae. Gene Ontology annotation, biological process: regulation of transcription by RNA polymerase II. The transcript is spliced from 4 exons.